UGUUCCCUGCAGACGUAGUCCUGCUUUCAAGAGACACUCCCCUACCCUAGACUAGAAAAGGCCUACUAGUAUCAUACUCUUACAAUCCCCAAAUUGUUGGUAAUGCUAAGUUCAAUCAGGAAUCAACAGAAGAAUAACAUCGAUAUGGGCAUUUUGGAAAAGGUAUCAAAAGCAUUGGAGCUCAAUGAAGAAAAGAAGAACAGCGUCCAAGCUUUGAUGUAUUUGGCGAUCAGUGAAUGGAAGGAUUUUGAUAGCCAUUUAGUACUGAUGCAGAACAAAUUCAGUGAAGGCUUUAGUGAAAUUGAGUCAAGAGAGAAGAAGCUGAAAAUGGUCCAAGAAUCUGUCAGCCAGAGUACUACAAAAGUCGCUGCAAGGAGAUUAUGGGUAGAGGAGAAGAUGAAGGAGUUGGAUGAAAAGGAAAUCUUGAUGAAAGGGCUUUUGCAGAGAAUGGAAGAGGAGCAAAUGCAGCUUGGGAAUCUUAGGGAUUUUGUUGAUGAAAAGCUAAAGCACGUUGCUUUAGAAGAGAAGCAUUUUGAGGGUCUAUCACAAAAGCUGGAGUUGAUUCAAGCUGAGAUGGAGAGAAGGGAAAAUGUGCUUGAUUUGGAAGUGAAGAGGCAGGAGAUAAGGGAAAAUGAGCUUGAUUCAAGAGAAAGAAAGUUGGAGGUAAGGGAGAAUGAGACUGAUUUGAGGGAAAAACAUGUUGAUAGAAGGCAAUAUGAACUUGAUGUGAAAGAGAAAAUGUUGGUGACAAAGGAUAAUGAGCUUGAUUCAAGAGAGGAAAAGUUGGAGGUAAGGGAGAUUGAGACCGGUUUGAGAGAGGAAGCUGUUGAUUCAAGGCAAAAUGAACUUUAUGUGAAAGAGGAAAAGUUGAAGACAAAGCAUAAUGAGUUUGAUUCAAGAGAGAAAAAGUUAGUGAUAAGGGAGAAUGACACUGAUUUGAGAGAGAAAAAUGUUGACAGAAGGCAAAAUGAAAUUGAAAUGAAAGAGAAAAAUUUGAAGGCAAAGUAUGAUGAGCUUGAUUCAAGAGAGAAAAUGUUGGAGAUAAGGGAGAAUGAGACUGAAUUGAGAGAGAAAAAUGUCUAUAGAAGGCAAAAUGAACUUGAUGUGAAAGAGGAAAAGUUGAAUAUAAGGUAUAAUAAGCUUGAUUCAAGAGAGAAAAUUUUGGAGAUAAGGGAGAAUGAGACUGAUUUGAGAGAAAAAAAUGUUUAUAGAAGGCAAUAUGAACUUGAUGUGAAAGAGGAAAAGUUGAAUACAAAGGAUAAUGAGCUUAAUGCUACAGUGGAAUAUUUGGACAAAAAGCAAUCAGAGCUUGAUAGAAAAGGUAGAAUUUUUCAGAGAAAGGAGAAUGAACUAGAUAUGAAGGAAAAAAAUUUGGAGAGGAGGGAAAAUGAUAUUGAAUCUAAAAAGAAAGAGUUAGAGGGAAAGGAAAAUGAGUUCAGUGCAAAAGAGAAAAAGUUUAGGCAAAGUAUUUUGGAUUUAAAGCUGAAAUUUGUUGCAAUCCUGGAAUCUCCUGAACAAUUUCACAAAGAACCUAAUGCAGACGAUCCAACUCAGACUGCAGAACAAACACAGAAGAGCAGGAAGAGAAUUAGGAAUUCGGCAUUGGCUUCAGACAGAACUCUUGAUGGUGACGAUGAAAAUGGCAAUAAUCUGUCUAAAAGGAGCUGUAUAAAUGAUAAAGAGGCAGAACGAGUUACAAUUCAUGAUCCUGGUGAAUCAGGGGCAUUGGCUGAUGAUAUUGGGAAUGAGAACUUAGAAAGUCGCUUUAAAGUAGGGGACACAUGGGCCUGUUUUGAUGCAAAAGAUCACAUGCCAAGAUCAUAUGUGCAAAUCACAGAGGUCACUAACAUGGGUGGAAACAUCAAGCUUGGUGUUGCAUUGCUGAAGCCUUUUCCUGGGCUUCCAGGCGAGGAAGAGUGGAUAAAGGCUGGCUUACCAGUUGGCUGUGGUGUGUUUAAUCGUGCAAGUACCAGUGUAGAAUCUCCUAAUAUAUUCUCUCAUCAAGUUCUCUGUAUUGAAAAAGAAGGUUAUGGUUUCUGUAUACUUCCUAAUGAAGGAGAGACUUGGGCAAUUUACAAGGACUGGGAUAUUAUCACCUGGGGCUCUCAUCCAGAAAAUCACAGACAGUGCAAGUUUGACAUUGUUGAGAUUCUUUCGUACCUCACAGACAAAUCAUCCUUUGGCAUUAGAGUUGCUUACUUGGACAAAAUGGAAGGACAAGCCAAAUCAUAUCGGAGGAGAAGUGAGAAUGAGAAUGAUUCAUUUCUGAUAAUGACUAAUGACAUCUACAGGUUCUCUCAUAAAGUUAUCUCUGCUCAGAUGAACUCAGAUUUUGACUGAUGGCGUGUGGGAUUGUAUGUUUGAGAUUGAACCUGAAUUCCUGCCUCCAGGCCUUUGAUGAGUUUUGUGACAUAUACUCAGGUGGAAAUCUAGCUGUUACUCAGGUUCCUGUAGUCUUAUUUUUGCAAUUUGCGGUUGCUCCAAAUUGGCCUCAUUUUUGUAUAUUUCUUAUGACUGGGAUAUGUAGUUUAGUGAGGAAACCUACAAUUCCUUAAUAGAAUCUGAAGUUAGAGCGACCAAAUGUGGUUCUAUUUAGUUACCUGAGCAGUUUUCCUCUGUUUUACCAGGGUUUAAUUCCUUACAGAACAAUUAGUAGAUUUGUGGUAUGUAAUUGUGCUUAAACCUUUAUUACUUGGUCUACAGUUUUUAGCCUCUUUUGUCA
Molecule: messenger RNA, 2722 nt
Organism: Coffea arabica (coffee)
Lineage: Eukaryota; Viridiplantae; Streptophyta; Magnoliopsida; Gentianales; Rubiaceae
Source: RefSeq, a predicted model, not a curated record